CUUUCGAUUUCUGGUUUCGCCAAAGUUGGCUACCCAGGCAUCAUUUAUACAGAAGGCGCACAGGAAAAUGUCGAAGAAUUCGUUGCCAACGUCAAAUCUAUGCAAUGGCUGGCCCUGAGAGUGAGAUUUUGUGGAACCAGUAGAUUUGGUCAGCGACGAGCAUUCCCAAGGUGGCAGAAAUGA
Molecule: messenger RNA, 183 nt
Organism: Suillus paluster
Lineage: Eukaryota; Fungi; Basidiomycota; Agaricomycetes; Boletales; Suillaceae
Exons: 1
Source: RefSeq, a predicted model, not a curated record